UCGGCUCUCCACCUCUCUAAUAGCUCUCUCUCUCUCUCGUCCGACCAGCAAAGGCCGUCCGCCUCUCUCUGCUCGUCCGUCCGUCCAACCACCAGAGGACCUCCGCCUCUCUGCUCGUCUCGCCGUCCGACCAGCAGAGCUCGCUCGUCCCUCCGUCCAACCGCAACCAGACAUGUGUCCCACAAAUACUUCUAAGAGGACACCGAUUGUGUUGAGGAUGGUUGUGCUGGUCAUUGCAAUGCUUUGUGGUAUUUAUAUUUGCUUUAUUUGUCUAAAGCAAAUUAGCACACGUGUGAAUCCAAAUUAUAUCCCGCUAGGCACAAAAAUCCAAGUAACCGUGGAACAGUGUCAGGUUUCUAGCACUCAGGCUGGGGAGGGUUUGCUUUUGCACUAUCCGAAACCAAAAACUUAUAGCAGGGGUGAAUGCAUAUGCAAUCCUGUCCACUUCUUUGCAAUUUUGUCCAUGCAGAGGUCUGGAAGUGGAUGGUUUGAAACUUUCUUGAACAGCCACAUCAAUGUUAGCUCUAAUGGAGAGAUUUUUUCUGUUAAAGAAAGGCGGAGUAAUAUUUCAUCUGUUCUAAGCACGUUGGACAAAGUGUACAAUCUUGAUUGGUUUAGUAGUGCCUCCAAAAAUGAAUGCUCAGCUGCAGUUGGCUUCAAGUGGAUGCUUAAUCAGGGUGUCUUGAAGUAUCACGAAGAAAUAGUUGAGUAUUUCAACAGCCAGGGUGUUUCUGCAAUUUUUCUACUCCGGAAAAAUCUUCUGCGUAGGACUAUUUCUAUUCUUGCAAAUUCUUAUGACCGAGAUGUGAAGCUACUCAAUGGCACUCAUAAAUCCCAUGUCCAUUCACAAACCGAGGCCAAGUUGCUCGCACAGUAUAAGCCAGUGAUCAAUGUCACUUUAUUGCUUCCCGAUCUGAAACGUGCUGAGGAGAUGGCGGUCAAUGCUUUAGAAUACUUCAAGAGUACUCGCCACAUUAUCGUCUACUAUGAGGAUCUUGUCAGCAACCGCACGAAGCUGAUAGAUGUUCAAGAUUUCCUAAGAUUGCCACAAAGGAAAUUGGAGAGCCGCCAAGUACAGAUACACACCAAGCCCCUCUGCGAGCAGGUCGCAAACUGGAAGGAUGUCUACAAUGCUCUCAAGGAUACAAAAUACGUCAGCUUCCUCGAGAAAUCAGACCAUCGCAUCUAACUCAAGAUUUACUUUGAAUGUCUGUAAAUAAGUUCCAUUCAUUCUUUAUCACAAGGUUCUCGGUAACUUCCACUGUCCACCAUUUCAGCUGGUUGCAUUGAGAAGGUUUUGACUGCGUCCCAGCCUUGUAAUUCUUUUAUUCUUUUAAUCUUUCAUUCA
Magnolia sinica is the source of this 1348-nucleotide messenger RNA. RefSeq lists its product as uncharacterized. The coding region runs from base 173 to 1189 and encodes 338 amino acids. The record is from RefSeq and is a predicted model, not a curated record. The transcript has 6 exons. Lineage: Eukaryota; Viridiplantae; Streptophyta; Magnoliopsida; Magnoliales; Magnoliaceae.